CGCCCGGAGCGACGUCACACAAGGUGGGAGAAGAACCCGUCCAAGGAAAACACGCUGUCAGAGCGCGCAGGAGAGACGCCUCUACCUGCAGCCAGUGGGCACCUCGACUCAUCUCCCCAUUCAGCUGUUCACAGCGGACAACAACUCAGACUUUUUUCCCCCCACCCUGUAACAGUUUUUCUUCGGUUUUCUCUCACUAACAAAUAAAUAAAUCGUGCGUAAACUCCUCCAAAAAAAGCGGCGACGCUCUGCGCUCUUCUCCCACUCAGCUGGUUUUGCGCGCAGCCGGAUCAGCCUCCGCCGCUGCUGCCUGGACUCUUCUCCUCCUCGGCCCCGUUUCCAAACCUUGCAGUCGCGCUAAGAAAGACAGAGCACAACGAUAAUGACGAGGUUAACCACACCUUUGAAAGCGGACAUCUCUUCACGAGCCACUUGACCAGCUUUGCUGCGCGUUAAGAUGCGCCCAACAGGAGAGGAGUUGGACCUUUGCGCGCUGGUUGACAGACUUUCUGCGGCGAGAUUUGACUGAAAAACAAACAAACAAAAACAAAGACCUCCUAUGUAUUUAGGAACAGAUCGCUGUCGGUGUUGGCUGAGCUCGUCACAUUAAACUCUGCUGGGGAAAACUUCUUGGGGAUUAUCAAACAUGACGGUUCGUCUCUCACGGAUCCAAYUGGCCAUCUUCUUUAUCCUGCUCUGUCCGGUCAACAUCAUCGGACUCUGGUGGGCAGUGGGCAGUCCUCUGGUCAUGGAUCCCAACAGCAUCUGCAGGAAGGCCAAGCGUUUGGCGGGGAAGCAGGCCGAGCUGUGCCAGACCCAGCCGGAAAUCGUCAGCGAAGUGGCCAAAGGAGCCAGGCUCGGCGUCAGGGAGUGCCAGUACCAGUUCAGGUACCGGCGCUGGAACUGCACCAGCCACAAUAAAUACUUUGGCAAAGUACUUCAGCAAGAUAUUCGAGAAACAGCAUUUGUCUACGCCAUCACAGCGGCUGGCGUGACGCACGCUGUGACCCAGGCCUGCAGCAUGGGAGACCUCCUGCAGUGCGGCUGCGAAGCCACCAGGAAUAAAGCCCCUCCAAGGCCGCCAUCUCCAUCUGCUUCUGGGGACGGCGUAAAGUGGGAGUGGGGAGGCUGCGGAGACGACGUGGAGUUUGGUUACGAAAAGUCCAAACAGUUUAUGGACGCCAAGAGGAGAAGAGGCAGAAGUGAUAUAAGGACACUCAUUAAUCUUCACAAUAAUGAGGCUGGAAGGCUGGCAGUGAAGCUGUACAUGCGGACUGAGUGCAAGUGCCACGGCCUGUCGGGCUCGUGCACGCUGCGGACGUGCUGGAAAAAAAUGCCUCAUUUCCGCGAGGUGGGCGACCGCCUGCUGGACCGCUUCAACGGCGCCUCCAAGGUGAUGGGCGGCAACGACGGGAAGACCCUGAUCCCCGUCGGCCAGAACAUAAAGCCCCCGGAUAAGCAGGAUCUGAUCUACUCGGACGAGUCUCCGGAUUUUUGCCUCGCCAAUCGAAAAACGGGCUCCCUGGGAACGCGGGGCCGCAUGUGCAACAGCACGGCCAUGGACAUCAGUGGCUGUGAUUUGCUGUGCUGCGAGCGCGGCUACCGGGAAGAAACGGUGGUGUUUGAGGAGAACUGCUUGUGCCGUUUCCAUUGGUGUUGUGUUGUUCAGUGCAAAAAGUGCUUGGUGCGAAAAGAGCUUAGUCUGUGUCACUGAUGAACUGAGUUAAAGACCAGUCAGAUUACUUUAAAUGCUCUGUUGCUUUUUUUUAGGUUGUUGCUUCAGUCUUGCUGGUGUGAAAGAAGGAAAUGAUUUAUCACUGUUCCAUGACACCCCAAAACCAUUUGGUAAUGCUUUCUUUUACAGUACCCAUUUUAGCAUGUAAUUACAUGGUAAUAAGAUGGUAAUAACUUGUAAUUACACUAUUACCAUAUAAUUACCAUGUAAUUACAUGGUAAUAACACUUUUAAUUGCAUGUAAUUAUGUAAAUACAUGAUAAUAACGUGUAAUUACAAGUUAUUACCAUCUUAUUACCAUGUAAUUACAUGCUAAAAAGGGUACUGUAAAAGAAAGUGUUACCAACAAUUUUAUUUUAGUAAACAAAAUGGAUUUGUUGCUAUGAGUUGAGAACAUUUAGCCAAAGACACUCUUUUUCUGAACUACCUAUUUUAAUUCCUUUCUCUAUGACAAAAGGACCAAAGAAUGUUUUAUUUUACAAAAGAAGAAACUAUUUUAAACUUGCUGGCAUGUCCCCUCCUUCUACAACCACGUUUUGUGUUGCUCUAAAACAGGUGUCCAGUCCUGGUCCUCAAGGGCCACUAUCCUGCAUGUUUUAGAUGUUUUACUGCUCCAACACACCUGAUUUAAGUCGAUGGGUUAUUAUUUGGUUUCUGGAGAACUUGGACAGUUUGGAAAAGUGGCAAUUCAGUCAUUGAAUCAGGUGUGUUGGAGCGACAGAACGAGUAAAACAUAUGGGAUAGUGGUCAUCCAAGACAGGACUGGACUCCCGUGUUCUAAAGCCAAAAACUUUUGCAGGUCAUUGAUUCGCUUGAUGUACCUGAUUUAAUAACAAGGGCCACAGAGGGUAUGAUAAAACCUUAUAAAGACUAUAUUUUAUUAUCUGUUAUUUAAAGUGUUUUUAAGACAUUUUCUUACAUUUACAAUAUGCUGAAUGGUAAUAAGGAAGAUCAAAUUAUAAUGCUUUCUUUCUAUUUUGACAUGUUUUCAUGUAGUUAUCAUUAUCUAACAGCGUUGUUCCAUUUGUCAUCAGUUGUCACCAAUAAAAUACAAAACAAUACAUUGUUAUUGUACACAAAUAUUUAAAAAGUUUGUGAAAUUUUUUGGUCUUUGUUAUUGCUGCGUAAACCUUGAGCUGAAUAUAAUUUCUAAAUAAACAAAGAAGUUUGUUUCUUUCAUUUCAUUUUUUUUACUGUUUUCUACAACUUGGUCAACACACACACACACACACACAUACAUACAAAAAGUGAACUGUUGCACUGUCGGUUGUGAGGAAAACUGUCAACACAACCUUUUACAGGUGUUGAUUUUGCCUGCUAUCAAAGACUCACAAUUAUGUAAAGACACGAUGACAAGACUACUCACGUCCGUCUCACUCGCUUGGACCAGCGACUUCUGCCCGAACCGAACGUCCUGGCAAGGAUCUGGGAUUGGCACAUUUCUCUUGAGCCGAAGGACAAGCAUUUAUUUCUCCAGCGUAAUCUUGGUGUCAAGAAAAUAUGAUAUAUUUUGUUAAUCUGUUUUGAUUUACAGGGCUAAUGAAAUAACGCACUUAGAUGUUUUAAUGAUACCAUAAGUGCUUAUUUGUGUGUGAGAGUAAAAGAUAGGAUGUUGAACUAUGUGCAGGUUGGUCAGUUUAGUUUGUUUCUAUGUGAUUAUGCUGGUUUUUAAAAGCACAGCUCUCUGCACAUCUUUGUCUCCGGAUAGAACAACAAGAUGUUCUAAUAGUUGUUUAUGUUAAAGCUAUAUUUUCCCAUUAAGCUAUUAUUUUAACACUUUAUGUACUCAACAAUGUACAAGAUGUAUGCUGAACUUUAACAUUAGAGUGCUUCGACUUGUUCUAUAAACUGGUUUUGUGUUUGA
This is a messenger RNA of Austrofundulus limnaeus, 3598 nucleotides long. It is a transcript of the gene wnt6b, whose product is annotated as wingless-type MMTV integration site family, member 6b. The record is from RefSeq and is a predicted model, not a curated record. Gene Ontology annotation, molecular function: frizzled binding; cytokine activity. Gene Ontology annotation, cellular component: extracellular region. The coding region runs from base 647 to 1714 and encodes 355 amino acids. The transcript has 4 exons. NCBI's taxonomy places the organism in Eukaryota, Metazoa, Chordata, Actinopteri, Cyprinodontiformes, Rivulidae. Gene Ontology annotation, biological process: multicellular organism development; neuron differentiation; cell fate commitment.